Schistosoma mattheei is the source of this 2127-nucleotide messenger RNA. Lineage: Eukaryota; Metazoa; Platyhelminthes; Trematoda; Strigeidida; Schistosomatidae. The record is from the annotation of a GenBank genome assembly.
AUGAAGUUGGAGAUGGUGCCACCUGCAUCUAUUUGCUCAAAAGCUCAUUAUUGUGAUAUUGGACCUGCACUUUGUACAGCUACGGUAACACGAGUCGAAUAUCCCCACUUAUUAUGGCUUCUUCCAGAUAUACCGUGUAUAGAAAACUUUACUAAUGAUGAGAAAAUAACCCAUUAUCAAAGUAGACCGAUAUUAGUAGAUGCUCGAUCUACCGAUUUGUAUCCUGUUGGUUGGUCCGAAUUUGUUGGUCAUCCACUUAUUCCUCCAAGUGGCUAUGAUAUUAAAGAAAGCUUUUCAUCAGAAGUUCAUGUCGAAAAAUCUUACAGUAAUAAUGAAAAUGAAGAAUCAACUACUCCCUCUACACAAUUAAAGAAAGACUGUUGUAUUCCUGGAGGUUUCAAACCUACACAUGAACUUCAAAGUUACAUUAUACCCUAUAUCAAAGAGGAAAUAUGUCCACCCAUUUAUAUCAAUUCAAGAUGUUACCUUGGUCCCUUUUUAUGUAAAUCUAACCUUGACUUACUUCCUCGUCAAUUCGGUCCUGGUUCAGUAACAAGAGUGAUGCAAUGCUUAAUUACUCGUUUGAUCCGUGCUGCCCAUAAACCUGUGCGCGUAUUACGAAUGUUCGAAGCUGAUUGGGUUACUGGGAUGGCAUCUGUUCUUAAUAGUCGCAAAUUGUCAGGGAUAAACACCAAAGAUUGUGGAACAGCUGAACUAGAUAAUAAUUCUCGAGUACGAAGCACUAUUCAUCCUUCUCUUCAACAGGCUAAAAAAGAAGUCAUUGAACAGCGUCGUGAAGCUAUGCGUGUGGUUUUAGUAAGCGUGAGAUGUCCUAGACGAGGAAUAAAAAUUGAGGUGCCAGUGGAAGUUUGUUGUCGAACAAGAGCAGUUGAAGAAUAUUGUCGACAGAUCUCUCUAGUUUUUGAAGCAUGUCCACAUCUCCUCAGUCUUGUUCCUCCUCCAUUACCAGAAGAAUCCAACUCAAUUAUAUCACCAUCUGUCAAUGGAUUAGAUACUGAUCGUCUCUUUUUACAGGAAUCAAGUGGAAUAAUCCCUAACCUAAGUGCAGCUCAAAUCCCUACUGAAAAUAUCUCUUUGAUUGACGACUGUCCAUCUUUCUGUAGUGUCCGUUUGCGUUCGCGUUACUUUGAUCGUCUUCCAGGAUGGAAAAGGCGUCUGACUGCCUUACGUGCAUUUACUGACUCUUUUUAUCUUGAUAGUGAUCAGAAUCGCAUUAUUUCGGGUGCUCCCAACAGCCAUGUCACUCGAUCUACAUCAACAUUACAAAACAAUUUAAAUUGGGUUAAUAGGCUUGAAUCCCAAUCCUUUUUUCAGUCAAAUAGUUGCAAAGUUCCUAAUUCAAAGAAUAAUAACCUUGUGAACAGAGCCAAACGAAAGCAUCAAAACUACUCACGAAACUCCAUGGAACAUGGUAAUGAAAAUAUCUCGAAUGGUUUCAAAAACAUUAAUAAUGGGCGUACUGGGUCCAAAAGAUCUGUCCGCUCCAACUUUGUCAAUCCAGCAGGCAAAAAGCGUAUCAUUAGUUCGGAUACAAUUAUGGUAAACCAUCAGACAUCAUCCAUUCGUGAAUCACACAGCCAUCCCGCGUGUACUGCUGCCUUUGAUACCCCGAAAAAUGUACACACCCCUCCUGUCCCUAACUUGCAGCAUUCAUGGCACUUGAAUCAUUUAUCAGCCGCCCCAUCAAGCUACUGCUUAACCGUACCCAACAUUCCAAAUUCUUCACACAGUAACAGUCCAGUUACCGCACAACUACCUCCAAAUCAUAUUCCACUAAUGGAAAGAGAUAUUGACUCGUGGCUCUGCAAUAUUCCAAGAGUAGUUUUACCAAGCAAUCCUAUGUUUUGGACACCUGUUGACUUAGCUUCAUAUCUUGGCAGUACCGAUUGUCGAGAAAUGUGGCCAUGGCUUGCAGCGGAAGCUGUAGAUGGGCAAGCAUUUAUGUUAUUAACUUUACCAGUUCUGCAUAGACUAGUUGGUUUACGCUGGAAUGAUGCUGUACGUCUUGCACGGCAUGUAAUGUCUGUUAAACAAGCCUUUCUAGAACAGUUUAGUAUGAAUCCACAUUUAAAUGAAACAUAUUCAACGGAUAAUGUAACAUCGUGA